AUGUUUCUCUUCCAUACACGCCACUUUGUUUUCUUUCGAUAUCCUCUUAGUUUUAAUUUUAUUCAACUUCUCGUUAUCUACCUAUCUGCCUUUCUAUUCAUAUCUAUCUAUCUAUCUAUCUAUCUAUCUAUCUAUCUAUCUAUCUAUCUAUUUCUUCCUGUAUGUAUCUAUCUAUUUCAGCUCAUAUCUAUCUACACCUUUCUGUUUCUAUCUAUGUCUUUCUGUUUUAUCUAUCUAUCUAUCUAUCUAUCUAUCUAUCUAUCUAUCUAUCUAUAUAUAUAUAUACAUAUAUGUAUAUAUAUAUAUAUACACCUUUCUGUUCAUAUUUAUCUGUGCCUUUCUGUUCAUAUCUAUCUAUCUAUCUAUCUAUUUCUGUUCAUAUCUAUCUAUACCUUUCUGUUUAUAUCUAUCCAUAUCUUUCUGUUCAUAUCCAUCUAUCUACCUACCUACCUACCUACCUACCUACCUAUCUGUCUGUUUUUCUAUCCAUAUCUAUCUUUAAUUUCUCAAUUCACAUUAAUUUCUCAGAUGUCGCUUGUCAUUUUUGGUUCUCUUUCGAGAGCCGACAUCACUCUACCAAGCUACUUCUUUUUAGCCUCCCACUUUUCCUGUUCUUUAUCUUUCUCCCUAUCUAAAUCUUCGUCGCUUUCCUUCAUUUCCUGUCUUUGGUUCUUCUGUUUCUUUCUUUAUUUCUUUCUUUUUUUUCUUUCUUUCUUUUUUCUUUCUUUCAGUGCGACAAUGCGCUACGCGCGUUUUUAA
Molecule: messenger RNA, 759 nt
Organism: Acanthosepion pharaonis
Lineage: Eukaryota; Metazoa; Mollusca; Cephalopoda; Sepiida; Sepiidae
Source: the annotation of a GenBank genome assembly